This is a messenger RNA of Penicillium waksmanii, 489 nucleotides long. Its product is annotated as copper transporter family protein. Bases 1 to 489 code for a protein of 162 amino acids. Lineage: Eukaryota; Fungi; Ascomycota; Eurotiomycetes; Eurotiales; Aspergillaceae. Gene Ontology annotation, molecular function: copper ion transmembrane transporter activity. Gene Ontology annotation, biological process: copper ion transmembrane transport; intracellular copper ion homeostasis. The transcript is spliced from 2 exons. The record is from RefSeq and is a predicted model, not a curated record. Gene Ontology annotation, cellular component: plasma membrane.
AUGCAAAUGUCUACAAUAUCUAUGAGUGCAUCCGGUCCGGUGAUGACCUCUACCGCGUCGACCUCCAUGCAAAUGACUUUCAAUACCGAGAACCUUUCCACGAUGCUGUACUCGACUUCGUGGAUGCCCACUAGUACUGGGGGCUACGUGGGUACUUGGUUUUUUCUCUUCUUCCUCGCUGUGACUUGGCGAGCCAUGAGCGCGAAGCUUGCCAAUUUCGAAGCUUCCUGGGCUGCGACAAACGCAAGAUACCCUAUUCUUAUCAACGGUGGCCAGGAUGAACCCUCACGGCAGAACUUGAUUCAAACAUGGCGGCUGUCGGUCAAUCUUCCUCGUGCGGUAUUGCGAAUGGCCAACCAGGGAAUCGCAUAUCUUUUAAUGAUUGCGGUGAUGACGAUGAACGUUGGAUUCUUCUUUGCAGUGCUUGUCGGGUAUUUUGUCGGUGAACUCAUUUUUGGUCGAGUCAGUCGGGCGGAUUGUGGGAGUUAA